AAUCGUUGAUAGUUCUUCUUUAAGGAUUAUUUGAAAUUUACGUAGAAACAUAAAGUUUAUGCUUUUGUAAUUAAAGGUUUAGACUUGUGAAGGUUGCUUUUUUUAAAGAAAAUUUUUAAAACAUUUGUUAUGUUAAAGUUUCAGCUUACUCCUUACCUACUGUUAGUAUGGACGGUUCUCGUAAGGACAGAGCCACCUGUCAACUCAUAUUUACCUCCAAAUGGAAAUGGCAAUGGCAAUGGUAGGCCAAGUUCAAGUUAUGGACCUCCCGGUUACCAACCUGGAGUUCCUCUAGGACCUAAUGGCAAUGGAAACGGUAAUGGGUACAGCAAUGGUAAUGGAUAUAAUGGAGGAACACCAUCAUCCGUUUACGGACCACCUACAAAUGGAAAUGGCAACGGUUAUCCAGAUCCUGAUAGUGAUCAAAGGCCUGGCUCUAGUUACUUGCCCCCUACCAAUGGAAAUGGAAAUGGUAAUGGUAACGGAAACGGAAAUGGAAAGGCAAAUGGAAACGGCAACGGAAACGGAAAUGGUAAUGGUAACGGAAGGCCAGAAUCAUCAUAUUUACCGCCUAACGAAAAUGGAAACGGAAAACCAUCUUCUUUAUAUGGACUCCCACGUAACGGAAACGGUAACGGUAAUGGUAACGGUAACGGUAACGGCAAACGUAACGGCAAUGGCAAUGGCAAUGGCAAUGGCAAUGGAAACGGAAAUGGAUAUAGUAGACCAGGUGGUUCUUAUUUGCCUCCAAAUGGUAAUAGCAACGGCAAUGGCAACGGCAAUGGCAAUGGAAAUGGCAAUGGAAACGGAAAUGGAUACAGUAGACCAGGUUCCUCAUAUUUGCCACCAAAUGGUAAUAGUAACGGAAAUGGUAAUGGAAAGCCUUCCUCUAGCUAUGGUGCUCCAAAUGGACGUCCCAGUCCUUCAUACGGGGUUCCAACUAAUGGUAAUAGUGUAUCAUCAGUUUACGGCGCUCCCAGUGGUAAUGGUAAUGGAAAUGGUAAUGGUAAUGGAUACAAAAAUGGCAAUGGUAAUGGGCAACCCAGUUCUACCUACGGAGCUCCAAAUGGAAACGGAAAUGGUAAUGGAAGGCCUUCAAGUUCUUACGGUCCACCAUCUAAUGGUAAUGGCAAUGGUAAUGGCAUUGCUCCAGUUUAUGGUCCACCAACUAAUGGUAACGGCAACGGGAAUGGAUAUGCCGCUAACGGUGGAUAUGCUAGUGGUGGCCCUGAAGAAGAAGUUACCGAGCCAGCUAAAUAUCAAUUUGAAUACCAAGUAAGCGAUGCAGAAUCUGGCAAUGAAUUUGGUCACAAAGAAGAACGUGAUGGUGAUUUCACUACUGGAGAAUAUAAUGUGCUGCUUCCAGACGGUAGGAAACAAAUUGUCAAUUAUGAAGUUAAUGGUGAUGAAGGAUACAAACCUGUUGUAACUUAUGAAGAGUCCAACAAUGGGGGUUAUUCUUCAGGAGGUCCACAAAAUGAAGGGUUUAUACCCUGUCUUUUGAUAAUAUGGGGCGCCAUGGCAAGACCAGAAGCACCAUUAUAUCUACCUCCUAAUGGCAAUGGUAACGGUAACGGAAAUGGCAAUGGUAAACCAGUUUAUGGACCACCAAGCUUAACUUAUGGGGUACCAAUAAAUGGCAAUGGAAAUGGUAAUGGAAACGGAGUGUCCCCGGUUUACGGUGCUCCAACUAGAAAUGGAAAUGGCAAUGGUUAUAGCAACGGCAAUGGCAACGGUAAUGGCUACAGCAAUGUUUACGGUCCACCAACCAACGGAAACGGCGGUAACGGAAAUGGCAAUGGUAAACCAGUUUAUGGACCACCAAGCUUAACUUAUGGGGUGCCAAUAAAUGGCAAUGGAAAUGGUAACGGAAACGGAGUGUCCCCGGUUUACGGUGCUCCAACUAGAAAUGGAAAUGGCAAUGGUUAUAGCAACGGCAAUGGCAACGGUAAUGGCUACAGCAAUGGUAACGGCAACGGCAACGGUAACGGCAAUGGAAACGGCAAUGGAAAUGGCAACGGCAAAGGCAAUGGAAACGGCAAUGGCAAUGGCAAUGGCAAUGGAAACGGUAAUGGUAUUGCUCCAGUUUACGGUCCACCAACCAACGGAAACGGAUAUGCUGCCAACGGUGGAUAUGCUAAUGAAGGACCCGCAGAAGAAGCAACUGAACCAGCACAGUAUCAAUUUGAAUACCAAGUCAGCGAUCCUGAAUCUGGCAAUGAGUUCGGCCACAAAGAGGAACGUGACGGUGAUUUAACUACUGGAGAAUACAACGUGCUUCUUCCUGACGGCAGGACGCAAAUUGUCUCCUAUGAAGUAAAUGGUGACGAAGGAUAUAAACCUGUUAUAACUUAUGAAGGUGAAGCUAAUAAUGGCGGCUAUCCUUCUGGUGGUCCGGAAAAUGGAAAUGGGGGAUAUCAAUACCCCAAUGGAAAUGGAAAUGGAAAUGGAAACGGAAAUGGAAACGGUAAUGGAAAUGGCAACGGUAAUGGAAAUGGUAACGGAAACGGCAAUGGCAAUGGUCAUGGUAACGGCAACGGAUAUAGCAACGGUAACGGCAAUGGAUAUAGUAACGGUAACAACAACGGAAAUGGAUAUAGCAGAUAUUUAAUACCCUGUUUCUUGAUAAUAUGGGGCGCCAUAGCAAGACCAGAGGCACCAUUAUAUCUACCUCCUAAUGGCAAUGGUAACGGUAACGGAAAUGGCAAUGGUAAACCAGUUUAUGGACCACCAAGCUUAACUUAUGGGGUGCCAAUAAAUGGCAAUGGAAAUGGUAACGGAAACGGAGUGUCCCCAGUUUACGGUACUCCAACUAGAAAUGGAAAUAGCAAUGGUUAUAGCAACGGCAAUGGCAACGGUAAUGGCUACAGCAAUGGUAACGGCAACGGCAACGGUAACGGCAAUGGAAACGGCAAUGGAAAUGGCAACGGCAAAGGCAAUGGAAACGGCAAUGGCAAUGGCAAUGGCAAUGGCAAUGGCAAUGGCAAUGGCAAUGGCAAUGGCAAUGGCAAUGGCAAUGGCAAUGGCAAUGGCAAUGGCAAUGGAAACGGUAAUGGUAUUGCUCCAGUUUACGGUCCACCAACCAACGGAAACGGAUAUGCUGCCAACGGUGGAUAUGCUAAUGAAGGACCCGCAGAAGAAGCAACUGAACCAGCACAGUAUCAAUUUGAAUACCAAGUCAGCGAUCCUGAAUCUGGCAAUGAGUUCGGCCACAAAGAGGAACGUGACGGUGAUUUAACUACUGGAGAAUACAACGUGCUUCUUCCUGACGGCAGGACGCAAAUUGUCUCCUAUGAAGUAAAUGGUGACGAAGGAUAUAAACCUGUUAUAACUUAUGAAGGUGAAGCUAAUAAUGGCGGCUAUCCUUCUGGUGGUCCGGAAAAUGGAAAUGGGGGAUAUCAAUACCCCAAUGGAAAUGGAAAUGGAAAUGGAAACGGAAAUGGAAACGGUAAUGGAAAUGGCAACGGUAAUGGAAAUGGUAACGGAAACGGCAAUGGCAAUGGUCAUGGUAACGGCAACGGAUAUAGCAACGGUAACGGCAAUGGAUAUAGUAACGGUAACAACAACGGAAAUGGAUAUAGCAGAUAUUAAGUAAAGCCACUUUUCAAAAAUCAUAAUAAAACUAGCGAGUUCAUGUGAUUUUGGAAAAUGAUCUUUGGGUGUAGUAUUUUUUAGUUAGCUUUAAGCUAUCGUAAGCUAUUUUAAGUUAACUUUUUCUUGUUCCCCAUCUAGUCCUUACUAUAUAUAAGAAUAUAUUAGUAUUAUUUAUUAAAAAUAUAUAUGAUCCUUAAG
Messenger RNA from Anthonomus grandis grandis, 3792 nucleotides. RefSeq names its product pro-resilin-like. Lineage: Eukaryota; Metazoa; Arthropoda; Insecta; Coleoptera; Curculionidae. Bases 130 to 3591 code for a protein of 1153 amino acids. The transcript has 22 exons. The record is from RefSeq and is a predicted model, not a curated record. Gene Ontology annotation, cellular component: extracellular matrix.